This is a messenger RNA of Macrosteles quadrilineatus (aster leafhopper), 3172 nucleotides long. RefSeq names its product V-type proton ATPase subunit C (gene Vha44). The record is from RefSeq and is a predicted model, not a curated record. Gene Ontology annotation, biological process: proton transmembrane transport. The transcript has 10 exons. NCBI's taxonomy places the organism in Eukaryota, Metazoa, Arthropoda, Insecta, Hemiptera, Cicadellidae. Gene Ontology annotation, molecular function: proton-transporting ATPase activity, rotational mechanism. Bases 145 to 1311 code for a protein of 388 amino acids. Gene Ontology annotation, cellular component: lysosomal membrane; vacuolar proton-transporting V-type ATPase, V1 domain.
GAAUCACGUGAAAAGUAAUGGCAAGGUCUUGAUCUCAGCCCUCCUAUUGAAGUUUGUUGAUCUGUUGUUUUAUUAAAUCCGCCAAAUUAUCACCUUUAACAUUAAAUAACUUUGGUACCCUCUACAGCUACAUUUCCAGUGACCAUGACGGAGUAUUGGCUCAUUUCGGCCCCGGGUGACAAGACCUGCCAACAAACCUGGGAAACAUUAAACAGUGUAACCAGCAAGCAGAACAGCUUGUCUACCAACUACAAGUUCCACAUCCCGGACUUAAAGGUUGGUACACUUGACCAGCUUGUAGGAUUAUCCGAUGAUCUUGGAAAACUGGACAAUUACGUGGACCAAGUAACCCACAAGGUUGCCAACUAUCUGGGAGAAGUGCUGGAGGAUAACAGAGACAAGCUGCAUGAGAAUCUUACUGCCAACAAUGCGGAUUUGCCGAGCUACAUCACUCGGUUCCAGUGGGAUAUGGCCAAGUAUCCGAUCAAGCAGUCGUUGCGCAACAUCGCAGAUAUCAUCAGCAAGCAGGUCGGCCAGAUAGACGCAGACCUCAAGACCAAGUCUACGGCUUACAACAAUCUGAAGAGCAAUCUGCAGAACAUGGAGAAGAAGCAAACUGGCAGUCUUCUCACACGUAACUUGGCUGAUCUUGUGAAGAAGGAGCAUUUUAUUUUGGACUCUGAAUACUUGACCACUCUGUUGGUUGUGGUCCCAAAACCCAUGUUUAACGACUGGAACCACCUUUACGAGAAGCUGACCGACAUGAUUGUGCCCCGGUCUAGUCAGCUGGUCAGUCAGGAUAAUGACUACGGCCUGUUCACCGUCACACUGUUCAAGAAAGUCGUCGACGAGUUCAAACAUCACGCUCGAGAAAAAAAGUUUGUUGUUCGUGAAUUCACCUACAAUGAAGAGGAGCUCGCUGCUGGCAAGAAUGAAAUCACCAAACUCGUUACAGACAAGAAAAAACAGUUUGGUCCCUUGGUGAGAUGGCUCAAAGUGAACUUCAGUGAAUGCUUCUGUGCUUGGAUCCACAUCAAAGCCCUGAGGGUGUUUGUCGAGUCAGUUUUAAGAUACGGCUUGCCCGUGAACUUCCAAGCGAUGCUGCUGCAUCCCAACAAGAAGAACACUAAGAAGUUGAGAGAUACUUUACAGCAACUCUAUUAUCACUUGGACUCAAGCGCUCAGCAGGGAGGACAGGCUGCACAAGAUAGUGUGGAUAUUCCCGGCCUGGGUUUCGGCCAAGCAGACUACUACCCUUACGUCUAUUACAAGAUCAACAUAGACAUGAUCGAUACAAAGGCGUCUGUAUAAACAGCUGACUACCUGCCCCUUAGUCGGAGUUGGAACGGGAUUGGACAUUCGGGCGUCUGACUUACCCCUCGAACUUGUACAUUUGUGAAUUAUUUGCUACCCUCACAUUCCUUUGGUGUAAAAUAAUUUUGAGUCUUGGCUGGUCAAUAUUUCUUUAUAACAAAUUCCUAAGUGUAUAACUUAUGGCACAAGGUCCUAGGUUUUAAGAAUUUUUAGAUUAUAAAUCGUGUCAAUUCGGAUGCCUUGUGUGGGGAAUGAGGGAAAGGCUCCCAAUAACACUGAGAGUCACUACUAGAUUCCUGGGAUAUUACAAUUAAUCCUAAGGCAAUCAAUUGUUCAGAAGACUGUACGAAAAAAGCGAUAGUGGUGGGGGAAGGGUUCUUGCACAUCCCGCUGGCCACUCUAAUUGACACGAUCUAUAUAGCAGGGUUACAUGAACAGGAAAGAGUCCAAUUAGGCACAAAAACAAGAAUAUUUUACUAUCAUUGACAGUGUUUUCAGCAAAGGAAAGUUUGAGUUGGAAAGAAAUGUAUUCAAGCCCAUGGUGGUCGGGAAAAAUAUUCCUUCCUUACUGUGUAAACUUUUUUGUUUCAUGUGCCAAGACGAGACUCUUUCCUAAGCCUUCUAUCCCAAGGAAAGUUCUAAAAUUACAAUAUUUUUGUUAAGUACAAAUCUUGAAAGUUUUUAAAAAUUUGUAUCAAUUGUUUAUCUUCCCUUUAUGUCUAGAGUGCAGUCAGAUGAACGGAAGUAAUGUUAAGUGUUCCAAGAUCAGAAGUUAAUUGUAUAUUAUGUAGAGUAGUGAUUUAAUUAUUAGCCACUUCCAGUAUUCAUCUGUGUAGUCUUUGAUGAUAAUAAAAAGGUUAAGCUUCUCAGAGGGGAUACAUGAUCAUCCAAGGUUAUUGUAGCUGGUUUUUUUAAAGCACAAAUUUGUAAAGAAAUACCGUUGUUUAAACUGUUUUGAUAAAUUAUAUCCGAUAUAUUUGAGAGUCAGUUUCUAAAAUGGGAUGUUUCACAUAAGGUGAAUUUUAUGGUAUGCGCUUAUCCACUGCAUGGUAUUUUUUUCACUUAAAGUAACAAAAGAAUUGAGUUUUCAUUUGUAACGUGUCUUGAAUCAAUUGACAAGAUUCUAAUAUUUUCUCUUUUUGGUUGGUGCCAUUAUAACAUUCAGGCCACGAGAUAGUCGUAGGCUUGAUGCUGGAAAUUUUGCAAUUGCUAUAGUAUCAAGUUACCAUAAUGUGCGUAAGGAAAAAUCUUAAUAUUAAUGCACAGGUUGCAUAACACUGCCCUGUUAUAAGUUGCAAUAAAUACAUUUCUGUGGCUAUGUGUAUGAUUAAGCGUAUAAAAUCAUGUUCAUCCAGCUAUUGGUGUCCGUCAUUUGUCAUGGGUUUAUAAUCGUUCAUCUUAGCGAGCUCUUUAACUGUAAGGAUUGUUAGUGUAUGUUUAAAAAACAUAAUUCAGAUAAGUUGACAUUAUAUAAAUAUUUAAACUCAACGUUGUUAAUAGAGUUACGGUUUGUUAGUUUAAUGUGAUGAAAUUAUAAUUGUUGAAUAAAAAUAUAUAUUGUAUAAAUUAGAUUACCCGUGUGCAAUCAUACGCUAAACCUUUCAAUUUUAGAGCAAUAGUUUUAUUAGAAAAAUCUCUUUUCAAACGGAUCUUAGUCUAUUUGUUGAAUGAUCAAAUGUAAAAAUUAUAAAUAUAUUUUUUGACUGUUUUGUUUUAACUGUUUAUUUUGUCGAUUUGGUUUGUUUACUAUUUACUACCACUGAGAUAAUGAUUCACGGCUUGUAUAUGUGUAUAUAACAUUCCAAAAUGAAGUGUUAUUGUGUAUUAUUGGUUCAAUAAACUGUAUGAAGAAUGAUAA